AUGCCUACUGACCCAGAAAGGGCUGACGACACCGCCCUCCCCCUGCCCCUUGAAGGCAUCCGCGUUCUGGAUGCCACCCACAUCGUCGCCGGCCCAUUCUGCUCGCUGAUUCUGGCCGACAUGGGCGCUGAGGUCAUAAAGAUCGAGCGCCCCCGCACCGGCGAUUUGGCGCGUGGUCGUGGCCCAUUCAUCGGCGACGCGGACACUGGAAAGAUCAGCAGCCGCUUCCUCGGCGUCAACCGCAACAAGAAAAGCGUUACCCUCGAUUUGCGAAACGCCACCUGCAAGGUUGCCUUCGAGAAUCUGGUAGCCAACUCCGACGUGCUGCUGGACAACUGGGGUCCGGGGGCCUUUCGCCGGCUGGGAUUCGGAUACGAUCGCCUGCGGGAGAUCAACCCCCGCCUCAUCUACGCGGAGAUCACCGGCUACGGGGAUGGCGACGGAGAUAGCGCCAUGUCGGGUUGGAUGGACAUCACCGGCGCACCCGGCGGAACGCCCCAGGCCGUCGGCGACAAUAUGGGCGAUUCGGUGCCUGGCGUCUGGGCCGCCCUGGGCAUCGUCCUGGCGCUGGAAACCCGUCGGCAAACCGGCUUCGGCCAGCACGUCGACGUGGCAAUGUACGAGUGCAUGGCCUCUCACGUCAUCAGCAACAUGAAUGCGUACCAGGCCACCGGAAACACGCCCGGCCGCACCCGUCAGGCAUCCCUGGGUCCUGGGCUGGUGUUUCGCGCCGCCGAUGGCUACGUCGUAAUGGCAGGUGUCCGCAGCCCCCAACGCCUGGCCGCCCUGUGGGAACUGGUGGAGCACCCUGAAUUGCCCCAGCAGGACCCACGCUACCUGGAGCAGUUCCCCGACGCCGAUUUCGUGUUCGAUGAGGUGAUUCCUGCCAUAGAGACCUGGUCGUCUCAGCGCCCCAAGUGGGAAGUCGCCGGCCGAUUGACGGAAAUCGGCUUCUCGAUGGGAGUGGCCCAAAGCAUCGCCGACCUGGCGGACUGUCCUCAGCUGGAGGCUCGCGACAUGUACGUCGAAACCGCCGAUACCCUGGGCGGAACCUUCCGCUCGCUGGCAACACCCAUCCAGCUCACCGCCUGCCGCCCGUCCGCCACCGGCACACCGCCAACCCUGGGUCAACACAACUCCGACAUCCUUUGCACCCUGGGCGGCCUUACUCCCGAGCAGCUGGCCGAACUGGAAGCGGAAGGCGCGGUGUAA
Geodia barretti is the source of this 1212-nucleotide messenger RNA. NCBI's taxonomy places the organism in Eukaryota, Metazoa, Porifera, Demospongiae, Tetractinellida, Geodiidae. The record is from the annotation of a GenBank genome assembly.